Oryzias latipes (Japanese medaka) is the source of this 1506-nucleotide messenger RNA. RefSeq names its product renin binding protein (gene renbp). Gene Ontology annotation, biological process: carbohydrate metabolic process. NCBI's taxonomy places the organism in Eukaryota, Metazoa, Chordata, Actinopteri, Beloniformes, Adrianichthyidae. Gene Ontology annotation, molecular function: isomerase activity. The record is from RefSeq and is a predicted model, not a curated record.
UUGCUGUGCGUGAGCAGCCUGUCUCUGCCUGGUUGGCUGCGGGGCUCAUUUUCCCGCCCCUGUCACGUGCCGUGGCCUGAAGAAGUCAUAUGACCAGCACAGCUCAGCUGCUCCUCGGUCUCGGCGCUCUUGAAUCUGGUGCGGUCCUGGUCCUGGUUCUGGUUCUGGUUCUGCUCCCGCUGUUGUGCGGCAGAGGAAGAUCAGCAGCUCAUCCUGGAACUGCUGGAUGUCAUGUCUGCCACGAAGCUGCAGGAAUGUCGUCAGCACAUCUCUGCACAGCUGGAUGGCGUGGUGGAUUUCUGGCUCAGACACUCCCAUGAUGCUGAAUACGGGGGAUUCUUUACCUGCAUUGGGAGAGACGGGAAGGUUUACGAUGACCUAAAGUAUGUGUGGCUGCAGGGCAGACAGGUGUGGAUGUACUGUCGUCUGUACCGAACCUUGGAACGUUUCCACAGACCUGAAAUUCUGGAAGCAGCCAAAGCUGGAGCAGCAUUCCUGAGGAAGUUUGCUCGUAUGUCCAGCUCCAGCUCUCCGUGGAAAUGUGCUUUCUGCUUAACGAGAGACGGCAAAGCAGUCAAAGUUCAGAGGAGCAUCUUCAGCGAGUGUUUCUACAUCAUGGCCAUGGAUGAGCUUAGCAGAGUGAUUGCUGAUCAAGACAUGCAGCUGGAAGCUGAGCAGAUGAUGGAGCAGCUCAUCUACUGGGUCCAGGUGGACCCUUCAGGUCUGGGCCGCCCCCGCCUUCCAGGAGAUGUUGCCACCAACAGCAUGGCAGUUCCCAUGAUGCUGCUGUGUCUGGUUCGACAGCUAACUGAAGGCCGGGACCAUGAGGCGGCCCAGAAGUACCGGGAGCUUGGUAGCUGGUGUGUCGCUCAGAUUCUCCAACAUGUCCAGAGAGCAGGAACCGCCAUCUUAGAGAACGUGUCAGAGAGCGGAGCUGAGCUGCCGGGCAGCGCAGGCCGUCUGCAGAAUCCGGGCCACGCUCUGGAGGCGGGCUGGUUUUUGCUGCAGUUCAGUGCAGAGACCGGUGACAAAGAGAUCCAGAAAACUGCUAUUGAGAAGUUCAUAGAACUCCCACUGGAAUACGGCUGGGACAGAGAGCACGGCGGCCUUUUCUACUUUCUGGAUGUGGAUGGUCACUGCCCCACCCAGCUGGAGUGGAACAUGAAGCCGUGGUGGCCCCACUGUGAGGCUCUCAUCGCCCUCCUCAUGGCCUACAGUCAGACCAAAAGGCCGGAGCUGCUGCAGAGGUUCCUUCAGGUUUACGACUACAGCUUCAGCCACUUUCCUGAUGAGAAGAACGGCGAGUGGGUUGGUUAUCUGAGCCGAGAGGGCAGCACAGUACUGGAUUUCAAAGGAGGACCCUUCAAAGGGUUCUUCCAUGUGCCUCGCUGCCUGCUCAUGUGUGAACGCCUACUGGAUGAUCUGCUCCAAAUGCAUGAUGAAUGAACACUCCAACUGAUUCUGAACAUCAGCAAAACAUAAAUAAAGAGAUGUCAAAGGCUUGUC